Molecule: messenger RNA, 586 nt
Organism: Paramecium sonneborni
Lineage: Eukaryota; Ciliophora; Oligohymenophorea; Peniculida; Parameciidae
Source: the annotation of a GenBank genome assembly
AUGAAUCAAUAGUAAUAAGCACUUAGGACUAUUAAGUUAAAGAUAGAAAAAGAGAUUGUAUAAAUUGAUCAAAAGUAUGCUAAUGUAAGCAAUUUUUUUAAAGAAAUAUUUGAAAAAGAACCAGAUUCUGAAGAUGUAUAAUUUUCAAAAUAUAACAAUAGAUAAUUGAAAUUCCGCAAAGUUGUGUAACUUUAAAAGCAUUUGAUUACAUUAAGAAAUAUUAUGAACAUAAUAAAUUUGAACCACUAAAGAUUGCUGGAGGAGCUUUAAAUGCAGAUUAAUUAUUUUUAAAUUAGCAUGAUAAAGAAUUAAUGCUUCCAGUUAAUCCAUUUAAUGGCGAUCUACUUAAAUAACUUAUUCAAGCAGCUGUCUAUUUUUAACUAGAAGCCUUUAAAAGUAAAUAAUUAUUCUUAUUUAUAUAGAGUUAUGUCUAGCAAGAUUAUAUUAUGAAUUUUUAAUUGAUCCAACAGAUUCAAAAUGGCUUCAAAAAUUAGCAGCAAAAUACCCUGAAGUUCCACCACUUUCAAUUGCAUAUUUAGAGUAAUAUAAAACUUUAUAUCCAAAUCUUUUCAAGGAAUUCUAGUGA